UUUAUUAUUAUUCAUUCUGACACAUACGGUAUUAAAGUGAAGAAAAUAACAUUGGCGUAUGUGAAACAUUUAUAAGAAUAUAGCAAUUUGACGAAAGUAUAUUCAACAAUGAACGCACUGCUGUUUAUUUUGGUUUUAUUCGGGUUUUCUAAGAUUUCUGAUGCAAUCGGAAGAACGGAAGAAGGGUUUUGCUUACAAUCUCAACAUUCCUGCAACGAUAUAUCGUGCAUUCCACAAAGCCACGUCUGUAACGGAGAUGAAGAAUGCGUCGAUGGAUCAGACGAAGUAGGAUGUGCCGAUGCACCUACUUGUUCUGGCGAGUUGAUUCCUUGUCCAAAAACAACUGGAGUAACAUCAUGUGUAGAAACUCAAGAACAAUGCCUACAGCCGACAGGUUGCGGUGCUCUGCCGGAUAUUGUUAAUGGCGAGGCGAGUUUUCUUGGAUCCUGGAAUAAAAAAUCAGCCAUCGGCGCGUGGGCUGAUGUAACCUGUAAUUCAGGAUAUAAAAGUUGUACAAAUAAGAUCCGAUGUCUAGAAAGUGGGGUUUGGACAACCACUGUGUGCGAACCAGAACAACCAGAAGAAACUGACCGAUGCUUCCAAGAACUAGGUGAGUGCGAUUCGUCGGUAUACUCCAAAAGUAACUUAGUCGCGUUGAGAAGUACAGACUGUGACUCUUACUGUCAGUGUGUCCACAAUGGAACAAAUGCAGAUGGCUCUGUGAGUUAUAAGUGGUUGAAGAGGCCGUGUCCACCAGGAACGAAAUUUGAUCAAAACAUAAAUACUUGUAAUCAUGCGUCCUCGGUAACAUGUCGUAAGUUCAUACAAUUAUAUCUUUACCAUGCAAAUUAACUGCUUUAUUACUUG
Molecule: messenger RNA, 867 nt
Organism: Ruditapes philippinarum (Manila clam)
Lineage: Eukaryota; Metazoa; Mollusca; Bivalvia; Venerida; Veneridae
Product: very low-density lipoprotein receptor-like
Exons: 6
Coding region: 109-852 (247 amino acids)
Cellular component (GO): extracellular region
Molecular function (GO): protein binding; chitin binding
Source: RefSeq, a predicted model, not a curated record